Linum trigynum is the source of this 261-nucleotide messenger RNA. NCBI's taxonomy places the organism in Eukaryota, Viridiplantae, Streptophyta, Magnoliopsida, Malpighiales, Linaceae. The record is from the annotation of a GenBank genome assembly.
AUGCGGGAACUGUCCGAACAGAUGGCAAGGACCGUGGUGUCGCAGUUAGAGAAGCUCACGCUUCAGCGUGAUGGGAAGGAGGUGGUAUCGACCAACUGUCGGAGAAGAGAAUUCUGUCGCGAAGCCCACAGGGGAGCGCAACAUGACAGGAGUAAAUGGGGACCUGGGCGGACAGUGAAUGCGCUCGACGAGGAGACGAGUAAGGUUUGUGGCAAUGGCGAUGGGGGACCCAAGGACGACAAUGGGGACUUUCCUUGCUAG